CAACCUUGCUUAAAUAACGAUGCCAGUUUAUUUAUAGCAAUCCAUCUCUUUCCCACUGGUUGUGUAAGUGUGAAGCACAGAGACGAUGGAAAGGAACAAGGAAAAGGAAUGAUUUAAAAACAUGGACUUUUAACAUUUCUUUUCAGAGAGUCAUUCAGUUCCUUGGACGAGAGAGAAUGGAAAGAUAUUGAAUGCUUUGGAGAUAGACAUAGGCAGCUUCUUAUGACGACAGUGGACUAAAAGAGGAACUGUGAUAUCUAGUUAAAACAGAUCAGGCUCUCUGAAUCUUCAGGAUGACCAAAGAUGACAAGAACACAGAGUGGGUGGGCAGACAAGAGUUCUCUGAUAAAUAUGAACCCAAGGAGAUCCUAGGAAGAGGUGUAAGCAGUGUGGUUCGUCGCUGUGUGCACAAGCAAACCGGUCAGGAGUACGCUGUAAAGGUUAUAGACAUCAUGCCAUCAGACAAAAUGACUGCCCAGGAGGCACAAGAGAUUCAGGACGCUACAGUGAAAGAGAUCGACAUCCUUCAGAAAGUCUCCGGACAGAAUAACAUAAUACAACUAAAAGACUCCUUUGAAUCCAAGGCCUUCUUCUUUUUAGUUUUUGACCUGAUGAAGAAGGGAGAACUGUUUGAUUACCUCACAGAGAAAGUGACUCUGAGUGAGAAAGAGACAAGAAAGAUCAUGCGUGCUCUCCUAGAGGUGGUGGAGUUCCUUCAUAGCCAUAACAUAAUCCACAGAGACCUAAAGCCAGAAAACAUCCUGCUAGAUGAUGGCAUGACCAUUAAGCUGACUGACUUUGGCUUCUCCCUCCAGAUAGAACCAGGACAGAGGCUGAACGAGGUUUGUGGAACUCCAGGUUAUUUAGCUCCUGAAAUUAUCGAGUGCUCCAUGGACCCCAAUCAUCCAGGAUAUGGUCCUGCUGUUGACCUUUGGAGUGCCGGUGUGAUCAUGUACACUCUGUUGGCUGGAUCACCCCCAUUCUGGCACAGGAAGCAGAUGCUGAUGCUGCGUAUGAUUCUGUCUGGGCAAUACAACUUCAACUCUCCAGAGUGGGAUGACCGCUCAGACACUGUGAAAGACCUGAUUUCCAGGUUACUGGUGGUGGAUCCACAAAGCCGCUACACAGCCACAGAGGCGCUGAACCACGCUUUCUUCCAGCAGUAUGAAGUCACAGAAGUCCGUCAUUUCAGCCCUUACAGGAAGUUCAAGGUUAUCUGCUUGACUGUCCUGGCUACCAUGCGCAUCUACUGCAACUAUCGCCGGGCCAAACCUGUGACCAAGGAAGUGAUUUGCAGUGACCCAUAUGCCAUCAAAUCACUGCGGAAGAUGAUCGAUGCCUGUGCCUUUAAGAUCUACGGUCAUUGGGUGAAGAAAGGACAGACUCAAAAUAGAGCAGCUCUAUUUGAGAACACACCCAAAUUCAUCCUGCUGUCUAUUGCUGCUGAGGAGAACGAUACGUCCUUGAGGACUCUGUGAGACAAGCUCACAUGACCGCAAAACGGAAACUACAGAAUGGAUAAUCAAAUGAAGCAUCACUUACGCAAGAUGAAAAUUGUGUAAUGCCUUGAAAGCAGUGGCUCUCUAAGUCGGUCCAUGAUAUUUUAAUUUGGUGUGUGAAAUCACAAUUUUUAGUUAUUACAUGUAUUAUUGAGUUCGUAUGGUUAUUCGCCUGUUUGACUGGCAUUUGAAUUGUUUUUUAUCCAAACCUCAAUAACUCAAAAACAAGUCGCAAGUAAAUUAUAUUAACAUGAACCUAAUGUGUCCUGCCAAUGGAAAUUUAAGGACUAGAAAGCUCAAGAGAGCUAAUAUUUAUAUACUCUUCUGAAAUAAGUCUAUCCCUGGCCACAGAGAGUUUUAAAACCACUGCUGUAAGCUCAUUUCAUACAAAUGUUGCAUGAUUAUAAUAAGGUUCUACAAAUUCUAAGGUUUGGGUUAUGAGAGCACAUAAGCUGAAGUUUGUUUCUGAGACACUAGGGGGCACUGCCUCACAAAUUGCCUACAGUUUAUUCACUUAAAAAUAAUCAUAUAUCAACAAUAGGGUCAUACAAACCCAUAUUUUAACCAUGGUCAUGCUGAUAACUUUUGGCUUCCUCAAUUAAUUAGACAUAACCCUGUAAUUACUAGUGUUGAGCUUGGAAAACAAAUAAUUACCUGACAUUUUGUUUAACGUUUAACAUUAAUAAUCCUGCGAUCUUCUUGGUUUGUUCUCUGCUUGCAUUUAUUUUGGAAUUUAAAACGUUUUUUUGUUCAAUUUAUGUGAUUACAGCCAUUUUAUUUUAAUGUAAAUAAAGUUAUACAUAUGAAGAAAUGUCCAGUAAAGGAAAACUGUUGAUUUAUGGGCGAUUCCACGAUUAGGGUGUCAGUUAGAGUGGUGCUUGAAAGUUUGUGAACCUUUUAGA
This is a messenger RNA of Neoarius graeffei (lesser salmon catfish), 2401 nucleotides long. RefSeq names its product phosphorylase kinase, gamma 1b (muscle) (gene phkg1b). Gene Ontology annotation, biological process: glycogen biosynthetic process; protein phosphorylation. The transcript has 10 exons. The record is from RefSeq and is a predicted model, not a curated record. Bases 294 to 1478 code for a protein of 394 amino acids. NCBI's taxonomy places the organism in Eukaryota, Metazoa, Chordata, Actinopteri, Siluriformes, Ariidae. Gene Ontology annotation, cellular component: phosphorylase kinase complex. Gene Ontology annotation, molecular function: calmodulin binding; phosphorylase kinase activity; ATP binding.